Molecule: messenger RNA, 884 nt
Organism: Gaeumannomyces tritici R3-111a-1
Lineage: Eukaryota; Fungi; Ascomycota; Sordariomycetes; Magnaporthales; Magnaporthaceae
Exons: 4
Coding region: 135-311 (58 amino acids)
Biological process (GO): proton motive force-driven ATP synthesis
Molecular function (GO): proton transmembrane transporter activity
Source: RefSeq, a predicted model, not a curated record
CGCGAAAAAGGCUCGUUUGGUUUGGGGGCGGAAAAGACGACGAGGGAAGCCCCAGUCCAACUCGACGACAUCGCCUUUACUACCGCCUCCCCACCGACAAAACACCCACAACAGCUGCCAAUCGCAUCGCCAACAUGUCGUUCCUCGGAGUUGCCCUUCCCAAGAAGUUCCCGACGCCAGUUCUGAAGCCGCUGGCGCCCUUCUUCGCCGCCGGCCUGGUCAUCGCAUACGGCAUCAACAGUGCACAGAACGCCAUGAUGAAGGGCGACGAGUGGAAGAACGACCCCAGGAACAAGGGCGCGAAGCACUAGACACGGAUACGAGGACGACAUGGCUUUAUCAUCGACACAGCCCGGUCUAUGCGGGGCCGGAGCGCCCUGUGACCGCUUAGAAUUUGGCGCAACUGUACCAUAGAGGUCGAAACAAAAGGAAACGAUGCACCAACGAUCGUCUUGAUCGAACCGUCUGCAGCCUAGGAGGAGUGAUGGCAUAUAUUCGAUCAGCCUGCCUUUUGGCUCCCCUGGGCCCUGGGAACGGGUGUCUCGGUGUGACUGUUCAUUCACCUUUUAUGUCAUGUGUCGUUUAUCAGCUCUUCCCACAAAGAUGCCACAUGGGGUUGCUAUAGUAUUUGUGGUUCUCGGUGCUCGAUGGGAGAUAUUUCUGAAACAGUCUGACUGCGACGGCCAUGAAUGGGUCAAGGGGUGUAACUGAUCUAGUGCCCGAGGUAUGCACCACUUGAUUUGAUCGCAGAUCCACCACAUAUCGCCACAAGGAAGAUGUGUCUGCAAUGAGUAUUGCUGGUAUUGCUCGUAUUAUAGAAGCCAGAUUAUGUGUAUCAAUGUCCGGCCUACAUUGGAGAUUUGCCAGUGUCCUUCCCCGACGAC